AACAUUUGCAUGCAAGUGCUCUAUACUCUGUGAGUGGUUGAUGAUAAAUAUACAUUUUACUUGAUGUCGGGUGUAUUUUUCCUAAACCACCUACUCAUGUCUGGGUGUUUAGCUUUUCAAGUCAGAGGGCCUUAUUUGGUGUUAUUCCACUAUGGUGCAUCAGUGUUUCCCCUAUAUGUAUUUAGCAGCGGCGUUGUGCCGCUGCUAAACCGUAGCCGCCACUGCAAAAGAUUUUAAACCAGGAAUAUAGAAACGAUAAUGGUGCAAUAUAUUUGAAGACUAAAAAUCGCCAAAAUAAAGACUAGACAGUUGGCGAAAGUAAAAUAAAAAAAAAAUGUCAUGAUAUAGGGCCACUUUUGAUUUGGUUUGUCAUUUUAGUUAAAUUAGGAACAAUGCAUAAGCCAUGGCAAAAUGUGUAGAAUUGUAGAAAAUUAGCUUUAAAACAAAUGUUCAUGUCAAAAUGUGUAGAAUUGCAGAAAAUUAGUUUUAGAACAGCUACAGUUUCUCUGUGGCCGAGAGGAGGGCCUCUAAAAUGUGCCAUUUGUCAUGCCCCAUACCCCCACACGCUAACUUUGCCACCGCUGUUGGAAAAAAAAUACUAGGGGAAACACUGCAUAGCAUAUUAAAAUCGAAAAAAAACAUUACUUUGAAACUUUUUGUAAGCCCAUGUCUAUUUUGAUGGUAAUGUCCUUAUCUGCUUUUCAGCCUAAAACACAGAUUUCUUGCGAAACAGGUCAGUUAUAUCUGUAAGUACCCAUUCCCUUACCAUAGUGUGGCUGUAUCUUGCACCGGAUGUACCGUUUAGUAGUAACUAGUUAUUGAAUCUGAAGUAAUGCAUUUUGGGAGUUUUUCCAAGAUUUGUACAUUGUUUUGAGUAUUGUAGAGUUAUUCUAAAGUACUUGCUCAAGAUUUGUUACACCAUUUGGUUGCAUACAAAUGUAAUGAAUGUUGAAUGCUGUGGUGUGCCAUUGUUGCCUCUUUCUGUCUGGUGGUGAAGGGGGCAGCUUGGUGGAAACUGGACACAUUUUUACCCCACUCAUUUGGUGUUUGGCUGCUGCUCAUCACACAUACAGUGUUGGUGUUCUGUGAAAUGGAAUUCCUGGAGAAAACGCAGGGUGACUCUAUAGAGUUCUACUGUAUCUCUGAGUUCAAUGCCUCCAAGCCCAUUGGGCUCUACCUGAAACGCAAGUGGCUGCAGCCCAACCAAGAGGUCAUGUUCAUGUUUACUGAACAAAAGCCUUCGUUUUACGGUGACGUCAAAGAGCGCAUCAAUGUCACGGGAGACCCGAGUACUCACCGGGUCAACGUGACCCUCAGCCAGCUGAAGGGAACAGACACAGACAUCUACUACUGUGAGUUUGUCUUCCCCGAUGCCUCCAGCGUCGAUAAAAAGAUUCCAAGCAAUAUGGAGUUCUUUCUGUACGUUGACACUGUUGAAGAUGUCCCAGACAACAAGAUGGAUGUAGGCCUGAUAGAGACGUGCGCCGGGGGGUCAGCUGUCCUCCCCUGCCUCGUCCCCAACGGUUCCCCCUCGGCCAUGGAAGGGGUAUGCCUGAAGAGGCGGUGGGGCCGGGCUCCAGUGGAGGUGCUGUUCCACUCAAAGCGCCCCUCUUCCUCUGCCUCGUUCCCCCCAGAAGAGAGGCUUCACCUGGGCACGGGUCUGGGCGGCCUGGCAUACAACCUCACCCUGCUAAAGAUGCAGCCGGAAGAGAGCGCCUUUUACAGCUGUGAGCUGCUGCUCCCCGGCAGGUCCGACAACAGUGCCAGGCUAGGGAGAUACGUGUACUUUGUGUCUGUGCAAGGUGUUAGGUGUAGCUGUACUGGCUACACUCCACUGCUCUAUGCCCUUUCUGCUGCUGUGGGGCUGCUACUCAUCUUCCUUAUGGCCCUGGGAGUGGCUCAUUAUGGUAAGACCCGAGGAGACCGUGUCAAACCGCAGCCCCACCAGGCUUCCAUCUACGAGGAGAUGGUUGGGGUGCGGCCCUCCAUCCGGAAUGGAAAAGUGUCUCCCUCUUACCACCCGAGGCCCCCCCUCUUGAGUUCUCAACAGGAAAACCACAGAGAGGCCCGAAGAGUCACCGCUAGUAUCUGAAACUGCGAGGAACAAGGUCUGCCCAAUCUCACCAACACGGUGUUUGACUACAACUACAAUUUACAUAACCUUAAAUUUGGACAAACAAACAUCCACCUAACUUAGUUUGUUGUACUGUAAAUGCUGUUGUGGCGUUAUAAACAAUGUUUUGUAUUUGAUGUAAAUGCUGGCAGUUAAAUGUUGUAGCCUUGCUUUACUUUUUGAAAAGAUAUUGUAUUUAAACCAACAAAAAUAUUAAGUGUAAUACUUGUCUUUAUUAGUGUUGUAUUUUGACAUGGUACAUUUGUCCUGUGCUGGAAACAGAUAUUCAUGGACUUACAAAAUACCAAUUUAUACCUGGUGCUAACAUCCCGUCCUUUGUCCACAUUCUGAGACAGAUGCGGACUAUUAAAUGCAUUGUGGUCCGGUAAAUUGUCUUGAUAUCAAGUGUAGACUGAUAAAACCUUUAUGGCGUCAAAUGUCUCAAUAUUUUGAAUACUGGAUGGGACCAGGAAACCUGGUCUUAACUGGACUGGCUAAUAUGUGGACAAGCGCCAGGACACAUGCAACAGGGUGCCUUUCCACAUCGAGUUUGUUACCAUGCUACAUAUCGGAAAUGAACCAGUCAUGGGAUGGUCCACCGGAUGUGUUUGCAUGGUGUGCUGAACCACAGCUUCAAAAUCUAAUUGUAUUUGUCACAUGUGCUGAAUACAACAGGUAUUCAGGUCACCUGACAGUGAAAUGCUUAGUUACAAGCAUAUAGAAAAAUAAGUGAGGCUAUACACAGGGGGUACAGGUAAUAUGUAAGCAGAGGUAGUGACUUUGCAGUUCAGUUGGAUGUGAAAGCUGUAAUGUCCUUCUGCGAUAUGCAAAUUCCGAGAACUCACUCUGACCUGAAUAAAGGUGCAAUAGAGAUUUAACUCAACAGCUUACUGUAAAAAAAUAAAUUUAUAACAAGGGG
Oncorhynchus mykiss (rainbow trout) is the source of this 3032-nucleotide messenger RNA. RefSeq lists its product as uncharacterized. Gene Ontology annotation, biological process: adaptive immune response. Gene Ontology annotation, molecular function: signaling receptor activity. Gene Ontology annotation, cellular component: membrane. Lineage: Eukaryota; Metazoa; Chordata; Actinopteri; Salmoniformes; Salmonidae. The record is from RefSeq and is a predicted model, not a curated record.